GAGAGCGCGCGGACUGUAGCAGCAAGUAGCAGAGGCACUGCGAGACAGCGACGAAAAGACUGAUGAACCAGCAUGAGGAUCCAGCCAUUUCAAUAACAUGGACAAGUACGAAAAGGUGAAGAAAAUAGGGGAAGGGUCAUUUGGAAAGGCUGUCCUUGUCAAAUCCAAAGAGGAUGGACACCAAUAUGUCAUCAAGGAGAUUGGCAUAUCUGGAAUGUCAAGUAAAGAGAGGCAGGAAUCUCGGAAAGAAGUUGCAGUCCUUGCCAACAUGAGUCAUCCCAACAUUGUGCAGUAUAAGGAGUCUUUUGAAGAGGGGGGUUGUCUGUAUAUUGUGAUGGACUACUGUGAGGGUGGAGACCUCUUCAAGAAGAUCAACUCUCAAAAAGGAGUACUGUUCUCAGAAGAGCAAAUCCUGAAUUGGUUUGUGCAGAUUUGUCUGGCCCUGAAGCAUGUACAUGAUCGCAAAAUCCUCCACAGGGACAUCAAAUCACAGAACAUAUUUUUGACCAAAGAUGGGACUGUACAGCUUGGAGACUUUGGAAUUGCAAGGGUGCUGAACAGCACCGUGGAGCUGGCAAGAACUUGUAUAGGAACACCAUAUUAUCUAUCACCUGAGAUCUGUGAAAAUAAACCCUACAACAACAAAAGUGAUAUUUGGGCCCUAGGGUGUGUCCUAUAUGAAAUGUGCACUCUUAAGCAUGCAUUUGAGGCUGGAAACAUGAAGAAUUUAGUUCUGAAGAUCAUCCGUGGCUCGUACCCUCCUGUGUCUCUCCACUACUCCCAAGAACUGCGCUCUCUCUUGGCUCAGCUGUUUAAACGCAACCCUCGAGAGAGGCCGUCCGUCUGCAGCAUACUGGACAAACCUUACCUCACCUGUAGGAUAGAGAAGUUCCUUACACCACAGAUCAUUGCUCAGGAAUUCCAUCAUACUUUUCUACACAAGCAGCCUAAAGUGGGUGCAGCGCAGGGGCCACCAGCCAAGCGAUCUGCCCCUGGCUCCAUACCACUCACCCCAGCACAGAAGAUCACCAAACCAGCCUGCAAAUACGGAGUGCCUUUAGCUGUGAGGAAGGUGCCAGAAGCAGCCAAAAAGCAGGCGGAUAGGAAACCAGCUGUGAAGCAUAAAGCGGCCCCUCUCCCAGCAGCCCCCCAGAGAAGAGUGAGUCAAGUGGAGCAAGAGAGGAAAAAACACGAGGAAGGCAUGAGGAAGAAAAGGAUGGAGCUGAUUGAGAAGGAGAGAAAACAGAGAGAACAGAUGGUCCUGUUGAAAGCAGAGCAAAUGAAGAGAUUUGAAAAGGAAAAGAUCAAUCGUAUAAACCAGGCCAGAGAACAGGGCUGGAAGCAUGUCCUGAGCUCGAGUGGAGGCAGCAGCCCAGAGAGGAAGUGCUUUGUUGGCGUUGGAAAGAGGGCUGUCCCCAGUUCUGGCGGUCCUCCAGCUCUGAGUAAAGUCCCUUUUGAACACUUCCACGCUGCUUUGGACCAAAUGUCAAAACCCCAGCCUGCAGUGGUCAGCAGGGAGGGGUCCUCAGCAGGACCAGGCAGUCCCAGACGAAGUGUACCGCCUGCUGCUGGCCCGGUGCUGCCCAAUGGCCCGUCCCGACCCUUAAAUCCUGACAUAAUCAAAAGGGAACUACAGAGGCUGCAGCACGUUUCUAAACAAGUUCAUAUCAGCAGGCCACGAUUUCAGAUGGUUCCUGAACGGGCCUAUCAGGUUGAGGAGUUUUUACAGCGAAAGAGAGAAGCAAUGCUCAACAAAGUUCGUGCUGAAGGACAGCUGGGCACUCGGCAAAACCUGGCAGCUCUCUAUGGAAGUCGUGCCGCUUCGCUUCGGUGCAGGAGGCCCAAAGCCAACAAAGAGGAGGAGGAGUACUUGUCAAGGCUGAGGCAGAUCCGUUUGCAGAAUUUCAAUGAGCGUCAGCAGAUGAAAGCCCGACUCAGAGGAGAGAAGUAUGACAGUGAUGGAUCUGACAGCCAGGAGUCGAAUGAGGAGGCAGAGCUCAGGAGAAAGAAGAUAGAGGCCUUGAAAGCCCAAGCAAAUGCCCGUGCUGCUGUGCUGAAAGAGCAACUAGAGAAGAAGAGGAGAGAAGCGUAUGAGAGCGAAAAGAGAGCUUGGGAGGACCACCUUGCAGCUCGGGGGGUGAAGGUUGGCAUGGCAGCAGCAGCAGAAACAGCAUCAUCUACCUCUGAGGCUCCUCUCCCUCAGCCGGGUCCCUCUCAGCCAGACCCACCUGCCAAAGCUCCAGCACUUCCUGAAACCAAGCCCUCCAUCCAGGCCAUAUCCAUGACUGCUGCCCUGAAGAAUGUUGGAGCAAUGUCUCCUCUUAAAGAUAACCUCCCCGAGCAAGAGCCUGCAUCUGCCAUUCAGGUGACUAGUGAGAAAAAACAGAUCCUGCGCAGACUUAACCAGAACCUAAAAGCCCAAGUCCCAGUGGAGGAGUCGGAGGAGUCGUCUCCACAGCCUGCAGAGACGAGUCCUGCUCCCCAACAGAAGCAGUCCAACACAGAGAACCGCCCCUCCUCAUCAAACGGAGACAGAAAGAAGUGGGACGCAGCAGAACUGCCUGUACUUCCUGUGGCACAGCAAACCUUAGAGGAAACCUGUGUCACAAGUAGCAUGAUCUCAGUAUCUCCAGACGAUGCACUGUCCUCUGCUGGAGACAGAAAGAAGUGGGAGGCGGGAGUUCCACUCGUCCUCUCUGUAGCCCGACAAACUCUGGAAGAGACGGGCAUCCCGACCAUCGAGCAAACAGUGGGUGGAGUAAUACAGAUGGGCAUGCUACAUGAAGAAGCUGCUCGAAAGAUGUGGGGAGCGAGUCCCGACUCUCAGGUGUUGCGAGUGCUUCAGGAGGCGGAGCUUCAGCCUCUCACUCAGCAGCUGGAGAACGUCUCUAUCUCGGAGGAGCUGGUCUGUAGCCCUGAUAAACCUUUCCAGAAAGCAGAAGGCCAGAUUGUGGAGGAACCUAAAGCAGCUUCUCCUUCUACACUGACACUGUGUGUUGCGGGCGAUGGUCCAGGUGCUCAGAAGCAGAGUGUCGCUGUGACCAAUGAGGCCUCACAUCAGAAAGUAUCUGUGGAUGGUGCAGGAGAAAGAGUGACACUGCCACCCAACUCUACUGAGCCUCAGGAUCCAGCAGACCUGGAGUUGUUGGUUUUGGAAGAGGCACCUAAACAGACCCUGCAUCCACCAGCUGGUGUGCAGCAGGCGUGGGCAAAGGAAGUCCCACAGCCACUGCCACCAGAGGGGGUCACAAGACCAGCAAGCACUAAGGAGUCUGAGAAGAGUGCAGAGAAACCAGCAGCAUCAUCGGGUUCAGCACAGUGCGAGGAGCCCCUGUUUAUGAAGUUGUGUUCCCCGGCCCACCGACGCACCGCUGCACUUGCAAUGCUCUCGGCUCAGUCCUCCAUGGAUGAAUCAUCCUCCUCUCUGGCCUCUCGCUCACGCUCCGUAUCACCUCUGCGCUCCAAACACCACGACGCCCUCCUCAUCGGCCUCUCCACGGGCAUGUUCGACGCCAACAACCCGAAGAUGCUUCGGACCUGCUCCCUACCAGACCUCAGCCGUCUCUUCAGCCCCCAGCAGGACUCUGCAGUGACCAGUCAUACAAAUGUUCCCCACAAUAACAACUUGGAAAUCGAGGACCUGGAAGAGGCAGCUAAAGAUGAUGACCAGUCAGAGACUGAAGAUGGAUAUGAGGAUGAAGACCUGCGAGACAUCCGGGCCUCCAUGGAGAGACUGCUGCAGGAAGAAGGAGACCUGAUGAGGAGUUCUGCAGAGGUCGGCUCAGGAGACUUUAAUGGAAACCCUCCUGAGGGUGAAGACCACGAGCUGUUCAACAGGAUAGCAGCUGAGAUCAAUCAGGAGAACAAUCAGAUGACUGUGGAUGAGGAUGAUGAUGAUGAUGAUGAUGGGGAGGAUGAGGAGGAUGAAGGCGAAGAGGACGAGGAAGAUGAGGAUGAAGAGUGCUCUAAUGGGAGUCCUGCAGAUGAAGAGGCAGGAGAUCUGCUUUCAAACGGUGUGGGAGAGGAAAACCACUGUAAUCACAGCCAGCUCAAUGAGGAGUGGCAUUCAGAUGGCAGCGGAGAGGACCAUGGCAUGGAGGCUGCACAUCAUGACAGCAUCUUCAGCCGUCUGGAAGAGCUGCGCUUCAACCUGGAGCAGCAGAUGGGCUUUGAGAAGUUCAUUGAAGCCUACAAUAAGAUAAAGGCUAUGCAUGAAGAUGAAGAUGAGAAUAUUGACCUGGGCUCCAGUUUGGUCCUCAGCAUUUUGGGAACAGAGCAUCAGCAUCUGUAUCCCAACAUCCUUCACCUGGUUAUGGCAGACGGAGCUUAUCAAGAAGAUAAUGAUGAAUAAUGUUUCCUGCGACGUAUUGCAGCUGCUGGCAGCUUUGACAAUCUGCUGGCUAUCUGAUGUCUUCCCAUGACGCACAUCAUUGGCAGAAAGGAACUAUGCAUGAAGAGAGGCGGCCUCACAUCGAACAGUGUUUCAGGCACACCUGCAUGAUGAAUAAGUAGUUCACUCAAGGCAUCACCUGACUCUCCUUUUCUCAGCAGUGUUCAUUCAGAAGUGCAUUAUCAUACUCAUGUUCUUAUUAACCAAAGUUGACUUCAAUGUUCUGUCAAAUGUCCAUGUUGAGUAAUAGUGUAGAGCUGGUUCUGUAUUAGUCUGUUGCUGGUUCAGUGAGGGUCCACAUUUGAUUUGGCGGGCAUAGAUCUGGUCCUCUCAGGUUCUCUCUUUGUAAUCGUCACAUACUCGCCUGUAAUGGCUUUAAAAACCAGGUCACACUCAAAAACAAACACACUAUGAUUUACUCAGAACCAGUUACAACCUCCUUUUUCUUACUCUUUUCACCAAACAAGAAGUUCAAUCUAAUCAUUUUACAGAUUUCUUACUGUUCCAGUUAACACAGAUUUUAAGAUAUAUUAUAUGAGAAAGCACUUUGUUGUCAGGGUACUGUAGCAAGACUGUGAUUAGGAUAAGAGUGGUUAGUGGAGAGAGUUCUACUGAUGAUGUAAGCAAUGAUACAGAUGUUAACCAUAAUUCAUAUUUGAUUGUAGAAUCAAAAUUGUACAUCUUUAUAUAAAAUAAAACCCUUUUUUAAGAACCUUAA
Messenger RNA from Labrus bergylta (ballan wrasse), 5108 nucleotides. The record is from RefSeq and is a predicted model, not a curated record. NCBI's taxonomy places the organism in Eukaryota, Metazoa, Chordata, Actinopteri, Labriformes, Labridae.